GUCAGUGUGCAACGCCUGCGCCGAGUUGUCGCCUCUCGCGCCGACCGUUACCGAAAAGCGUGCGCCGGGCUAACAGUCGAGGAGCGGCGCGUCAGAUUCGCAGCACCAACCUCUGAAUUACGAGAACAGUGGCAAAGCAACCGAAAGAAAAGAAGAAAACUAUCAACAAUAAUAAGCCCGCCCGCAACAGCUGCUCGCCUUCUCUCUUGCUACACCCCCGCCCGCCCCAACACCACUCCGCCGCCGACCAAUUCUUCUCCACAAUUCUUCGCAGCACCCGCCCCUCUCGCGCCCCGCCCCCCCUGGAAACGGGGCAGAGCUGCAGAGCCGCAGAAAGCGAUUUCAGUUCGGCGACGACAGCGCACAGGUGCCAUUCGGAAAGUGCGGACGUAGAAUGUUUGCCGGGGAAUCCGCAGUCAUUUUCACCUCUGAAUCCGCUGCAAUUUGUCCGGGCGCCAGCGUUAGUAACGAGUUGAUACGGGACCUCGGCUCCACAUCUGUUUCUAUCACACUCAUUCCCAGCUCUAACCCCUAACACUCGCUCCACUCACUGUGCUUCCUAAGCACACUCUCCACUCACUCGGUUUUCUAGUAAAGUAGCCCAUUUGCCUCUGAAGCACACUCUCCACUAACUCCUCCCUAUACCCCACUGGGUAACUCCCUUGAGUACCUCUGAUCACAUUCUUUUGACCACCAUCUUGCAUAUUUACUUACUUCAUCAUCGACUCUUCUCCUACUCCCUACACAUUCUUUUCUCUUCUUAUUAUCAGAGUAUCGUAACACUUUCCCUUUAACAUUUUUCCUUGCAUCCCCAAUUCACCUUCCUUUUGAACGCAAAACACCUUCCUUUUCCUCUAUUCCGUUAAUUCCUUCAGCUCACUCUGUUUUUAACCCCUUCCGAAACCCCUUCCAAAACACCUUCCCAAUUAGUUCGCAACCCCUUCGGAAACCCCUUCCCAACCCCUUCCAAGACACCUUCCCAACUAGUUCCCAACCCCUUCCCAACCCCUUCCGAAACCCCUUCCCCGGCUUCCCCGCGAUCCAACCAUCAUCCAUGUGAGAUGAGUGCGUGCGACGGUUCGGGAACGGUUUCGCGAACGUCUGACGCCCCCGCUUUCCAAUUCGAUGUCAUGCCAAAGAUAACGACGCCGCCGUCGACGGUGACGCCUAUGCUGGCGUCGGCAGCGCGGGCGAAAACGCCGAGAGCGGUUAAAAUGGAAAAUAAAUGGCCGGCGGCAGAGGCAACGGCGUUCAGUUAUCAGCGAGCAGCGGAGCAGAUAGGAGCUACAGCCACAACCACAGCCACAGUCAGAGCGACAACACCCACCCAGCAAGCGAAGACGAGACCGAGAACUGGAAUAAACGAGAUCUGCGCUGGUAAUCCAUGUGAAGAGCUCCCCAACAAGUUGGCCCUUCGCAAGGCUCAAUUGAAGGCGGCCUUUUUUGGCACCAAGGAGGCGCAUAGCAACACCUGCAGCAGCACUUCCCACGAAAGCAGUUAUAGAAGCACUUGCCGAAGCACUUCCCGCACCACCUACCGCAGCUGCAGGACGGAACCAGGCAAGCCGGUGCAACAGCUGAUCGAGCAGUUCCAGGCCAUGAUUGUCCAGCAGCAGCAGCAGCAGCAGCAGCUGAACGAGAGGGAGCCCAAGACGCUGCCCGGAGCCACUGCCUCCAACUCGGACGAGGGCUGCAAUGUCACCGGCGGCGGCCUGAGUCCCUACAGCAGCGACAACGAGGACCACAGCUUGUCCCCGCGGCAGCGCAAGCUGAAGGUCACCCGCUGUGCCAGCAGUGACUCCGCCCUGGGCCUCGAUGUGGACGACGGCUGCAUGGAUGUGGGCAUGAUACCACCACCGCAGCGAAGGAACACACUGACCGUCACGGACUUGCCCCUGCGACCGGCCCUCCUGCCGCUGGCCGAACCCACAGCCCUGCCAGAUUCACCCCUGACAUCGCCCACGGGUGGCGCCAGCUCGAGCGUGGGUGUGCCCACCAAGGUGCUGCUGGAGGAGCGGGUGGUGGCCGCCCCGGGAUCGCGACGCGAGUCCACCCAGAGCUCGUACAGCGAACUGGGGGGCAGUGGACUGCCCCUCGGCGUGCGCUACGUGCGCACCCCCUCCGUGGUGGUCAGCGACUACUCGGAUGACAUAACCGCCUGCGGCAUCAGCAUGGAGGAGAUGGAGUACUUUCGCCUGCAGCGGGCGCGUGGCCAGCGGCGCUGCUCCCUGGAGGCGGGACACGGUCAUGGCGGAGCCCAUGGACAUGGAGGCCAUGGACACGGAUCGGGCGCGUCGGGAAUGGCGGCGGGAUGCGCCAAGGACGAAGGCCAGUCGGAUGUCAGUGCGGCAAGCAGUUGCAGCAACCUGUACUACUGUGGCUCCACCAUUUCCGCCCUAGACGGUGGCGAGUGCAUCGUCAACGGCGUCCGCGUGGCGCUGGCCCGGAAGAGCAGCACCCAGAGCAGCAGCCUCAGCGGCGAGGAGGAGGAGGACGGCGACGAGGAGGAGGAGGAGGAGGAGGAUGCCGAUGCCGAGGCGGAGGAUCGCGACGAGGAGGAGCUGCUGCAGCAGGAGGACUUCGAGCGGGGGGAUCGCGACCAGGCACGCGAGCGGGAGCGGCAGAUCAGCGAGCUCCUGGCCGCCACCAAGAUCGGCGAUCGCCAGCGGGAGCGAUCCAAGAAGAGCUCCGGCUGGCGGAAGAUCCGCAACAUCGUCCAGUGGACGCCCUUCUUCCAGACGUACAAGAAGCAGCGCUACCCAUGGGUCCAGCUGGCCGGACACCAGGGCAACUUCAAGGCGGGUCCCGAGCCGGGCACCGUGCUCAAGAAGUUGUGCCCCAAGGAGGAGGAGUGCUUCCAGAUCCUCAUGCAGGAUCUGCUGCGGCCCUAUGUGCCCGUCUACAAGGGCCAGGUGACCAGCGAGGAUGGCGAACUCUACCUGCAGCUCCAGGAUCUGCUGAGUGACUACGUACAGCCGUGCGUGAUGGACUGCAAAGUGGGCGUGCGCACCUACUUGGAGGAGGAGCUGUCCAAGGCCAAGGAGAAGCCCAAGUUGCGCAAGGACAUGUACGACAAGAUGAUACAGAUCGACAGCAACGCCCCCACCGCCGAGGAGCACGCGGCGAAGGCGGUGACCAAGCCCCGAUACAUGGUCUGGCGGGAGACCAUCUCCAGCACAGCCACGCUGGGAUUCCGCAUCGAGGGCAUCAAGAAGAGCGAUGGCACCAGUUCCAAAGAUUUCAAGACGACGAAGUCUCGCGAACAAAUCAAGUUGGCCUUUGUCGAGUUCUCCAGCGGUCAUCCCCACAUUCUGCCCCGAUACAUACAGCGCUUGCGAGCGAUAAGGGCCACCCUGGCGGUGUCGGAGUUCUUCCAGACCCACGAGGUCAUCGGCAGCUCGCUGCUCUUCGUCCACGACCAGACCCACGCCAGCAUCUGGCUGAUCGACUUCGCCAAGACGGUGGAGCUGCCGCCGCAGCUGCGGAUCGACCACUACUCAGCCUGGAAGGUGGGCAACCACGAGGAUGGCUAUCUCAUCGGGAUCAACAAUCUCAUCGACAUCUUUGUGGAGCUGCAGGCAUCCAUGAGCGCGGAGUCAUCCAUUCCACCGCCAGUUUCUGGCGGGGACUAUGAGAAAGAAGAGCCAAGAGAAUGCAAGCCCUGAAAGGAGUUCUUUUUUUUGUACGGGGGCUUGGGGCUGGGCCCCAGGGCAAUGACAUUUCCACUACCCGAAUCGAUUAAUCCCCAAUUCCUAGCAUAAGUUACCUAUUUUUUUUGUUUUUUUUUACAACAAUUUGCUUUCAUGUAACCCCUUAAGUUUAAAAUCAAAGACUGAGACCACAAUAAGCAUAUACACAUACAUAACUUUACCAUAUGAUGUACGCCUACGUAUAUAGGAAAUAUAUAGCCGUAUAUGUGCUGCUACUGUAGUGUAAUUUAUUUAUCCGAGAAAUGCACGUUUGGCGACCCCGAGAGACCCGAAUAGCGUAGCGAUACGAAAAGUAACUGAGAACACCCAACAGCAGCAAGAGCUAAGUUUAGGAUUAUAAUAUAAUGGUUAUGCGACUACCUACUAAAUACUACUAAUUGUGCACUAUUAAAUUCAGUUAAACCAGAAAA
Drosophila biarmipes is the source of this 4120-nucleotide messenger RNA. It is a transcript of the gene IP3K2, whose product is annotated as inositol-trisphosphate 3-kinase A. NCBI's taxonomy places the organism in Eukaryota, Metazoa, Arthropoda, Insecta, Diptera, Drosophilidae. The record is from RefSeq and is a predicted model, not a curated record. Gene Ontology annotation, molecular function: inositol-1,4,5-trisphosphate 3-kinase activity; inositol tetrakisphosphate kinase activity. Gene Ontology annotation, cellular component: cytoplasm; nucleus. Gene Ontology annotation, biological process: inositol phosphate biosynthetic process. The coding region runs from base 1062 to 3665 and encodes 867 amino acids. The transcript is spliced from 6 exons.